Molecule: messenger RNA, 1821 nt
Organism: Postia placenta MAD-698-R-SB12
Lineage: Eukaryota; Fungi; Basidiomycota; Agaricomycetes; Polyporales; Adustoporiaceae
Exons: 14
Coding region: 1-1821 (606 amino acids)
Source: RefSeq, a predicted model, not a curated record
AUGUCAGGGAAGGGAACGUUCACCUUGAUGGUCAUGCAAUUAAUAGAGAUCGGUUUAUUCGUCGUUGGAACCAUUCAAACGCAUGUACCGGCCCAGGAGACCGAGAUGCGGCGCGACAUUAGCUGGGGAGACAUGUCUCGGCUGCGGCGUUAUCCUUACGUCUCGCCAUUUGGCAGCGUGUUUCGCGAACUGGCGGACGGCGAGAUCAUCACGUUCCCUCGCUUCUGGCGCCGAGAUUGUUCCCCCACGGGUUCUGAAUCGUACCUCUCCACGAUGUUCCUCAGCUCUAUUUCGUGCUCCAUGACCAGUAAAACUUUUGGCAUGCCCUAUUCGGUGCCCGCAAGGCAUUCAGAUUGGCCACACUUGACCACCAUCUUCGACGACCGGCACCACGAGUCUCAGCGGUCAGUCAUGGCGCGAUACGGCUUGAUACCUCGCUCCGCUCGGAUCUUCCGUGAUAGGGAUAACAAAUCACACGCCCGUGACAACUGCUCUGUGCACUACGGCACUCGUUGCGCGUACCUCCAACGUCUUCCCUUGCGGCACCUUUGGGACGCGCUACACGUAAGGUUGACGUACAUCGGAGGGGUCUUCCGCAUUCAUGGCACACAUCGGGAUGUGCUACAGGGUCUGAGGUCCACUCUUUGGGAUGUGGAUGUUCACAUGGUCAUGAGGCCAUCCCGACGAGCACCGGGCGGAGUGGAUGCCAAUACUCCAACUUGGAUUUGCGCAGCAGCAGCAGGCACUCCCUCUGACCGUGCAGCUCAGUUUGGACGCGUUUCGGGAGGGAUGGAUGCAGCCAUACCCGGGGAAGCCAGCGGUUAUUACGUACAGUAUCUUCUUUUAAUUGAAAACACCUGUGCUGAUGAAGUCCACUACGCCUGCUGCUAUCCAGAAACAUCGCCGCCUGCAGGCGCCCCGCCCCUCGCUUCGUCAGCGGUCACGUACACAGCAAAGCGAGUGGAUGACGAACGAGUCAUGUCGAUCCCUCGUGCGAACCAAGUCAAAAAGUCAAUUUUGCAGAAGGGGCUAGAAGGACGAUAUAUCGCACGUAUCGGUGACGUGGAUUAUCUGCGGCAGCGAAGAGCUCAAAUCUUUGCGUACCAUGGGAAAGCGCAAUACCUGGUAAUGUACAUUGCAGGGUCACACGAUAUGGGACUGACUGACGAGGCCCAACGGCCAGGUGCAGGACUUGAUGUUCCCACAGAAACAGGUCAGGCAGACCAUGCAGCUGAACACCAUGCAGUCAUCGAUGCGCGGCGCCCGCUACGACAUUGUUGCUUCCCGCCGUCAUGGGCAUCAAGGGCAGAAGCCACUCGUGAUAGACUCAGGAAGCAACAGCGUUCAUACUGGCCAUCGACCCGUGCGAGCCCACGUCAAUUCUCAAUAGGGAAGAAGCCAUCUACGCACCGACAUUAUCGCGAUGAGAUCGUUCUGUGCAACGGGAUGGCCGCCAUGUGCUGCGCGCCAUCUCCCUUCACUGGGGUCGGGAGUCCUGUCACACGUCGCACUCGCCUCCCGGAGCUUGGCUUUCUCCAUCCAGAGAUCUCCGCUGACGCUUCAGGCAAGAGCUGUGCGCACGUCGAACGUCUGUGCAGCGGUGAUGUUGACAUCACCCGCUCUUUUCCGCUGGGAAGGUGCUUCGUCGCAACCUUAUCUCAUGUGUUCGAGGAAUCAGAGGACACAAAUAUAUUUUCAUUACGAGGCUACGUAGAGCGUUGGCAGCAUUCGUGCAUUGCGAAGUUAGCAGUAUUCCUGGUACACAACGGGUUCCCAAAGAUCCGGGAAUCGGCGCCCUCAUCAGCAUCAUCGUCUCAUUAG